UCAGUCAGUUUUGAGGAAAUCUCCCUUGGAGCUGGAGAGGAGAGGUUACCGCGUCCCUCCUCCAGCUAUAGCCGGGUUUCCCUAAAACCUUCAGCCGCUUAAUCAUGGACCUGGGGACUAGAGGAGUCGCUUGGAUUAUCGCCCAGGUCGCCCUGCUUGUCUCCAGCUCGGGCGGGAUCACCGGAGAAGGUGUGUGCGACGGCCCGCUGGUGUCCAACCUGCCUCCGUCCUCCUUCAGAAGCUCCUCCCAGCUGUCGAGCAGCCACGCGCCCGGCUUCGCCAAACUCAACAGGCGCGACGGAGCCGGAGGUUGGUCCCCUCUAACCUCAGACAGGGAUCAGUGGCUGGAGGUCGAUGUGGGCGAGCGGACCAGGAUCGCCGGCGUGGCCACGCAGGGCCGCUACGGCAGCUCCGAUUGGCUGACGUCCUACCUGCUGAUGUUCAGUGACACGGGACACAACUGGAAGCAGUACCGACAGGAGGACAGCACGGGGUUCUUUCCAGGUAACAGUAACGCAGACAGCGUGGUGCAGUACAAGCUGCAGCAGACGGUCAUUGCUCGGUUUCUCCGGCUCAUUCCCCUGGACUGGAAUCCCAGCGGGCGGAUCGGACUCCGGCUGGAGGCCUAUGGAUGUCCUUACACCUCUGACGUGGUGAGUCUGGACGGCAGCAGCAGCCUCACGUACCAGCUCGGCGCCGGCGGCCUCGGGGCGGCGCCGGGAGAGGUCAUCGCUCUGAAGCUGAAGACCUUCAGGAACUCCGGGACGCUGCUGCACGGAGCGGGAGCGGACGGACUGAGCCUCAGCCUGGAGCUGGAGAGAGGGAGGCUGCUGCUGCUGCUCAGAGGUGGAGCCUCAUCCUCCGAACCAAAGGCCCUCGCGUCCCUCAGCAGCCUGUUGGACGAUCAGCACUGGCACCACGUCGCGAUGGAGAGACGUAGCUCUCACCUCAACCUCACUGUGGACAAACACACCAAGGAGGUCCAGCUCCCUGCAGACUUCACCCACUGGGACGUCCAUCAGCUGAGUCUGGGAGCGAGUCACAGCCUCGGACCUCAGAACGCGGCCGCCGCCGGACGGAACUUCCACGGCUGCGUGGAAAACGCGCUGUUCAACGAGCUCAACCUGAUCGAUCUGGCCAAGCAGAACGACCAUCAAGUCACCGUGAGGGGCCACGUGACCUUUUCCUGCUCCGAGCCGGCUCCCGUCGCCGUGACCUUCCCGGGCCCUCGGAGCUUCCUGCGGCUGCCGGCGCCGCCGGGCGCCGCGUCCGUGAGCUUCCAGUUCCGGACGUGGAACCGGGCGGGGCUCCUGCUGACCUUCGACCUCGCCCGGGAAGGGGGCGUGGCCUGGCUGCACCUCAGCGACGCCCGGCUGCGGCUGCAGGUCCACGGAGCCGGCCGCUCGCUGCUGGAGCUCAGCGCAGGUUCCGCUCUGAGUGACGGCCAGUGGCAUGUGGUGGAGCUGAGCGCCAGACGCGGGCGUGUGAGCGUGACGGUGGAUGAGGAGGAGGAGGCUCACGUCAGCCCCUCAUUUCCUGUCGCCGUCCAAAGUCACCUCUUCUUUGGUGGUUGUCCUGCUGCAGACGAGGCUCACGACUGCAGGAACCCCUUCGACGUCUUCCAGGGCUGCAUGCGGCUCUUCGCUGUGAACGGCCAAAGCGUGGAUCUGACCACGGUGCAGCAGAAGCAGCUGGGAAACUACAGCAACCUGCACGUUGACAUGUGUGGAAUCAUCGACAGGUGUUCUCCCAGUCGUUGUGAGCACGGCGGCCGAUGCAGCCAGUCCUGGACCGUCUUCCACUGCAACUGCUCCGACAGCGGCUACACCGGAGCCACCUGCCACAGCUCCGUGUACGAGCAGUCCUGCGAGGCGUACAAACACGUUGGGAACUCGUCGGGGCAUUUCUACAUCGACGUGGACGGCAGCGGGCCAAUCGGACCGCAGCAGGUGUACUGCAACAUGACAGAGGAAAACACGUGGAUGGUGAUCCAGCACAACAACACAGAGCUGACUAGAGUCCGGCCCACUCCAGGUGUAAACCAGCAUUUGGUCCACUUUGACUACAUGACAGAGGAGGAGCAGCUAUUGGCUGCCAUCGCCCAAUCAGAGCACUGCGAGCAGGAACUGUCCUAUCACUGCAGGAAGUCCCGCCUCCUCAACACUCCAGAGGGCUCUCCGUUCAGCUGGUGGCUCGGUGGCCCUGGUUCCGGCCGGCAGCAGAACUACUGGGGCGGCGCUCAGCCGGGCAGCCAGCAGUGCGCCUGCGGUCUGCAGGGCAACUGCGUGGAUCCACAGCACUACUGCAACUGUGAUGCCGAUCGCCUGGAAUGGACCGAGGACUCGGGUCCGCUGCUCCAUAAGGACAGCCUCCCACUCAGGUCUCUGGUGCUGGGUGACAUCCAGAGGCCGGGGUCAGAGGCUGCGUACAGGGUGGGACCACUCUGUUGCCAUGGAGACAAGCACUUCUGGAACGCGGCCUUUUUCAACAAAGAGACAUCGUACCUCCACUUUCCCACGUUCCACGCGGAGCUGAGCGCGGACAUUUCCUUCCUCUUCAAGACGACAGCCUCCUCUGGGGUGUUCCUGGAAAACCUGGGCAUCAAAGACUUCAUCCGGAUUGAACUGAGCUCUUCCACCCAGGUGGUUUUCUCCUUCGAUGUGGGUAAUGGCCCGCUGGAGGUCCGCGUGGAGUCCAGUGUCCCGCUGAACGACGACCGCUGGCAUCGGGUCCGCGCCGAGCGCAACGUCAAGGAGGCGUCGCUUCGGCUGGACGAGCUCGCCGCUGCCACGCAGGAGGCUCCUGCCGACGGACACUUCCACCUGCAGCUCAACAGCCAGCUGUUCAUAGGAGGCACCGCGUCCCGGCAGAAGGGCUUCCGGGGCUGCAUCCGCUCGCUGCAGCUGAACGGCGUCACGCUGGACCUGGAGGAGCGGGCCAGGAUCACGCCCGGGGUUCAUCCGGGCUGCCCGGGUCACUGCAGCAGCUACGGCGCCCUCUGCCGGAACCAGGGCCGCUGUGUGGAGCGGCCCAGCGGCUUCGGCUGCGACUGCAGCCUGUCGGCGCACACCGGCGUCUUCUGCCACGCGGAGGUGUCGGCCAGCUUCAGGCCGGGCACGUCCGUCCGCUACACCUUCAAGGAGCCGUACGGGUUCAUCAGGAACAGCAGCGCGCUGCCGUCGUCCAUCUACGGAGACACGACCCUGAGAGGAGAGAACGUGUCGCUGAGCUUCCGGACCAACCAGAGUCCGGCUCUGCUGCUCUACGUCAGCUCCUACCACAGGGAGUACCUGGCCCUGCUCAUCAAUAAGUACGAUAAACUGGAGGUCAGGUACAAGCUGGACAGCAGCAGAGAGGCUGAAGUGUUGAGGAGCAGAGUGAGGAGUCUGGCCAAUGGGCAGCUGCACAGCCUCAGCAUCAUGAGGACGGCGGACUCCGUGUCUGUGCAGAUCGACCGCAAUGCCAGGGAAGACUUCAACCUGACUUCUGACAGGGAGUUCAAUGCAGUCAAGUCUCUGGUGCUGGGCCAAGUGUACGAUUCUCAUGAGCUGGAUCCAGACCUGGCCAGGUUGGCGUCGCCCGGUUUCACCGGCUGCCUCUCGGUGGUGCGCUUCAACUCCGUCAGCCCUCUGAAGGCCGCUCUGCUCCACCCUGACACCAGCCCCGUCACCACCACCGGGCCUCUGGUCCGGUCCAACUGUGGCUCCUCGGCGUCGGCCAAUCCCUACGCCGCUGAGAACACGCACCACCUGUCAGACCAGUCUGGUUCAGUGGGUUCAGGUCAGCCUUUAGUCAAUGCCAUCAGGACUGACUCGGCUCUGAUUGGAGGUAUCAUUGCAGUGGUCAUUUUCGUGAUCGUGACCGGCUUGGCGUUAACAGCCAGAUUCCUCUAUCGGCGAAAAGAAACCUAUCGGAACAAAGACGUGAAGGACGUCCAACCGGAGGACAGCCCAGAGUUCCCUUUCAACAACCAGACUGACUCCCAGAACGUCUCCAGCGAAAACCCAAAGGAGUAUUACAUUUGACUGCGGCGCGAUGACCUGAUGAACUGGUGGAUUUGUGGAGCUGGAGGUGCAGACAAAGGUUUCCCUUUCCAUGCCUCAGGAAACUGCCCUCAGAGCCGCUCUCAGAGACACUUCAAGUGGGGCUGUGGCUCUAAAGCAUGCGGAAGGCAAAAAAGAACAAUUCAGUGUUGUCUUUCUGUUGCUUUAUCGUAAAUUGUGAACACACUGACACAAACAGGCAACCGCGUCGGACUCUGAGGUGUUUAUAUCCUUGUUUCUGCUGUAGAUAUUCAGACAAAAUGUAAAUGUUGAAUUUAUGUCUUUGUAACAAUCUCUGGCUGACGUCACUUUGUCAUAUUGAAGCGUGUGCUUACGUUUGUUUGGGAAAGUGAAGCUAUGGUGAAAACGGCGUCAUCGUGGUUGUGAAUAGGCUUGUUUUCCACGGGCAAGGUCUGGUUCAGCGCACAAGGAGCUCGAUACCCCGCCUGCUGUGACGUCACACGUAACCGGCGAAGGAUAAUCUUUUGGUUCUGAGACUUUAGAACCGAGUGCUGCAGUUGCUCAUUACUGAGAGCAGGACGGCAGAGCACGAGGGAAACGCCUCUCUCUCACCUGAUCCAAGAGCUGAUGUUUGUUUCAGUCAGUUUCAUUUCUACAGAAAUUACAGAAUAGAAAGCUCAAGACAUUUAGGUUUUAGUACUAAAUCUAAAUCCAGGCACUCAAGUAAAUGUCUAAAAAUAAAUGUCUUUAUUAAUGAACAUGAAAUACGCCCACGCAUACAGUACACUGUAAACACACAGUGACCUUCAUUCUGUAAUCAGUGAUCCCACAUGCCAAUAAGAAGGCUGUGAAAUCAGCUGCUACACAUCUCCACAAAAACUUAAUCAAAAUACUGAAGCCUCAAAGCAUAGUAAAAAUAACCCCUUUAUGUGCCGUACACUGUAAAAUGUUUAAACUAUCACCAGUGCAGCAACGUCUCUACCCACAGUUCAAAUGACUUUCAUAGUCUGUGGUAUAAGUUAAUUAAGCAUUUGUACGUGAAUAUCAAACACAUCAUUAGGAUUUGACUUUAUAAAAGCAGGAAACCAAACCUGUCCAUUCACCGUGUUCACGUCUACACCUCUGCCACGUGCGGUUACAUGUGGUUUGCUUUGCUUUGUUUCUUUCCAACCCAACUCAAACGUUUCCUUCCUAUUAGCUGCCUGCUGGGAGCUCUCCUGCCCCGGCUCCCUAAAUGUGUCUGAGCAGUAAAGCUUUUAACACUGACAGCGGCGCGGCCUGUAUAACACAUGGCUGUCUGUCAGCCGCUCACCGCACGCCGACACGGCCAUUGUGUUUGGAUUCCUAAUUUGCCUGCGACUGACGGGUGGAUUGUGACUUGAUAAAAGCCGAUCAUAAUCAGACAGAAGGGUAAUAGGAGUGAGAGAGAGGGGCUGUAAUGAUGAGGCAAUGACUAUAGUGAUUCUGUAAUUAACACUUGAAAAUGAAUAUGAUCCAUCUCUGUGUUAAUGGAAGGACGCAAACAGGAUCUGCAGCAGCUGUUGAUCACAUACAUUCCCCAGUCUGCCCAUGACACAUCAACACAGAUGGGUCAUUAUACGCUUCCUAUUACUUUGCGUAUGGUAACAAACUGCACAGAGGCUCAAAGACAUUUGGCUGCAUGGCGACGCAAGUGUAGUGAAGCAAUAAACAACAGGGAGGACCAUUAAUCCUCAGCACAGCUCUGACCAAUAAGACAAGACAUCGCUCUUGCAUCCUUUGAAAUGGUGCGUUUUAGGACACCUGGAAAUUUCUGUAUCCAAGAUUAACUGGACCAAAAUGAAAAUGCUACAAUUUUCGAAACCCAUGACCCAAACCAACAGGUGACUAUGGCAAGCUAGCCAAUGCUAACGUACAGUGACCCUGCAGACGUGCUAGUUGACAUGCAAGUUGAAUGAUGAUGUUUGAGUUGUGGAAAACGCACAUUUUCUCACAUUUCUUUGCAUUUUAAAGCUUAAUGGAUUCAUUUUAGCUUAUAAUUCACUUUAAACUAGCAGUUCAUCCCUAGACAUACACUGCAGAUUUGACUUCAGUACACGACUUCAACAGUGGUUUGGUUUAUUUUCUGGUUAUAUUUAUAAUGAGCUGACCUGUUUUGAUCUGAAUAUGAUCUGUUUGUCCCAGUGGCUGCAUUGCAUCAGACAGACCAGGCAGAAGGGUUCAAGUGUUCCGUGUCUUGUCUCAGAACACUGGGAAUGAACCAGUUGAAUCACUGGCCCUUUGGUUCAUGGAUGACUUGAUCUGACUGGACUUAAUAUUUAUGGCCCGUAGUGUAACUAUGAUAAUGUAAUGGUACAUUGUAUUGGUGGUGGUGAGUAACAGUUAUGUCAGUGAGUUUGAGUGACAUGCCAUUAAAAUAAUAUCCAGAUGAUUUUAAACAUACUCUGGUUGUUUGGUUACAAAUAAAAUCCUGUUUGAUUAAAAUGAAGUAAAAAACAUUUUUUUCAGAAA
This is a messenger RNA of Betta splendens (Siamese fighting fish), 6494 nucleotides long. Its product is annotated as contactin-associated protein-like 4. The coding region runs from base 105 to 4025 and encodes 1306 amino acids. Lineage: Eukaryota; Metazoa; Chordata; Actinopteri; Anabantiformes; Osphronemidae. The transcript is spliced from 24 exons. The record is from RefSeq and is a predicted model, not a curated record.